Molecule: messenger RNA, 1947 nt
Organism: Carassius auratus (goldfish)
Lineage: Eukaryota; Metazoa; Chordata; Actinopteri; Cypriniformes; Cyprinidae
Product: protein SNORC-like
Exons: 3
Coding region: 1014-1382 (122 amino acids)
Biological process (GO): cartilage development
Source: RefSeq, a predicted model, not a curated record
GGUCUAGUUAUGCCCAAAGAGACCCUUCAGAAGCUGUUCUGUGCAGUUUGUUCCUGUCUGGUGUUUAUCAAGGGGGCUCAGCAUCUAAAAAUAAUAUUGAUAUGUACUGUAUAUUUAGUUGAUAUCUUCAUAACUUACGAGUUUGGUGGCAGGGUGCAAAAAUGUCUUGCAGCAAAAUAUUCUUGAAGAGUUCAAGAAAGAGCCCAUCACCCAUGACCAUAUGCUUUUAUUUAUUAAUUUACACACAAUCGUGUUACGCUUCCAUGAUUCUUCAGCCAACCUGAUCUCAAGAAAAGUAAACUUUUCACAAGGUGGUGAUUUUUGUAUGAAUUCUUAUGAUGUUGAUCAUAUGAAAAGGUUUUUUGAAAAAGGUCCACCUGUUAACAAGCAUCACUAGAGUGAAACCAGAAAACAUAUAAAUGCGAUUUGUAUGAAUUUGCUACCAAUUUACCGAAACAUGUAAAGGGUUACAAAUUAUGCAAUUGUGUUGGCCAUAGCUGUCAAUACACUAAUAAUCCUAAUUAUUGAUUAUUGGGACUUUUGUAAUACCUAAAGUGUUAUAAUUGCAUAACCGGAAUACAGUUAAUGAGGCAGGCACUUUUGCAUGGUUUUUGGGUCAAAAUUCCAUACCCUUCAGUGUAAUUCUGAAUCAUACCAGAAUAAUCAUACUGAAUCAUGAACAUACUUUCCUGAUGCUUCACAUAGCUUAAUUGUAUCAGUUGUAAUAAAAUUGAACUGUCAUCUGCACGACCCUCCUCUAUGAUCAGAAAUCCAACAGAAAGGUGCCUAGGCCUCUGAUGGACUUGAAGGCAUCGUGCUCCAGGAUUGGAAAGACUCUGACGAGGGUGGGCAGUUACCAGAAGAGUUGACAAAAGUCUGCACUGUCUAUACAGAGUCCUCCCACCUAAACCCAGCUACCCCUGCCUCUCUCGUGCAGUCCCUCACUUGUCCUCUGUGUGCUUCAUUAACGUACCCGUCUAGGAGCAGUGAGCAGAAGUGUCCGGCCAGGAACCAUGGGCAUCCGAAGCAGUUACAUCGGUCUUUCUAGGCUUAUCUUCAUUGGCGCUCUGGCCAUCUGCAUGGCUUUUGUGCAGUCAGAAACAGUGGCUGAUUCCUCCCCUACACUGCAGUAUGAUAAUCAGGACACACUAUCCGGUGCUGGAAGCUUCGAUGUGACCACAAAAAUACCUUUACAAGAAGACCCCACAGAGAGCACCCACACCUAUGAUUAUGAGGACGGAACAUACUCAAUAACUCUGGAUGAGGAAGAAGUUGUGUUGGGGCCAGGUGCCAUCACAGCUAUCGUCAUCGCCGUGUUCCUCGGAGCCUCUGUUCUUCUCGCUCUCAUUGUGAUCAUGCUCAGAAAGUUCACUGCCUCUUAAGGGACAUUUAUGUGUUUUCAUUUCCUCCCUUCCUCAAACCCAUCUUUUCUUUUUACUUUCCUCUGAACUGUAUUUUCAUGUGUCUCAUUGGUGGCAGGUCCUUCAUGAAAUGGAUGCUCUUUGCUGAGACCUGUUUUGUGAUUUCUUACUCCUAUAAAACUGAAGACAGAGAAAAACAGAAUUAGGCUGAACAAAAAAGUAACUGCAAUCAAGAGAAGUCAUUGGUUCAUUUGUUUGGUGACCGUAUAAUCAAUAUCCUCUUGUAAUAAGGUUUAGACUUAAAUGUUAAAAGGCAGAAUUAUUAUAUUAAAGCCACAUUUUAAGAUAUUUAAUACCAUCCAUCCUUUUUUUUUGUUUCAUACUGAUACUGUAUUGUAUGAUACUGUAUUGUAAUGUAUACCAACUUUCUUGUCCUUUAGAGUUUGAUAAAGUUUGUGCGUGUGUGUGUACAGUAUGUAUUGAGUGAAAUCAAAGCAGUCUGAGAGUGAGUGAUUUAACUGAACUUUUAUACAUAAACUGAUGAAACUGUCACCUUGUGAUUGGUCACUGAACAGAUAAAGAGACC